Messenger RNA from Theileria equi strain WA, 1134 nucleotides. Its product is annotated as signal peptide containing protein. The coding region runs from base 1 to 1134 and encodes 377 amino acids. The record is from RefSeq and is a predicted model, not a curated record. The transcript has a single exon. NCBI's taxonomy places the organism in Eukaryota, Apicomplexa, Aconoidasida, Piroplasmida, Theileriidae.
AUGGAUGUUAGAGGGAAGAUGAAUGUCUUUUCCAUUCUCCUGGUAACCUGUCUACUAGGAUUCUGCCAUUGCAAUGCCCAAAAAACUUCAGACGGCAGAUUUAUUAUUGAGGUUCUAGACGAUUAUGCAGAGGAUGGAGUUGUGACUAGUAAUCUUGUAGAUGAGGUAGACGCGUACAAAUCUACCGCAUGGACUGGAAAGAAACAGGUGUGGGAUCUGUCCAACGGAACUGCCCACGAAGUAGAGCAUAGACCGUCCUCAACUCGUAGACGUAAUGGUAGAAAGGUAGAAGAUGUGGCAGCGGAAGAAUCAGCUGAACAGGAUGGAGUUACUCUAGAUCUUACCAGUCCAGAUGAGGACGAGUAUGACUCCUUUGCUGGUAAUGAAGGAAAACGCGUUGCUCCCAAGAAGAAGGCUUCUGUCAUAAGGUCAAAUACUAAAAAGCUUGUAAGCAAAUUCCUAGACAAGAUAGAUGGAUCCUUAUUUGAUCUUGAAGGAGGCGAAGAAGGUGGUGUUGUAACUCUUCAACUCACAGCCAAGAAUGGAGUUACUACUAACAAACUUGUAUACGAUGAUCAAGUAGUCUGGGAAGACCCUCAAACUCCUUGUCUUUCGGCCGUCCUAUAUAUGGACAAAGAAAAGCCUACUCUCGCAGUCGUUGAUUUCCAGUGUAACGGUAAUGUUACAAAGGUCCACAAGUACUAUGAUGGAAACCAAUGGCAAAAUGGCAGUGAGGACGGACAUGCAAAUAGGCUUGGGAUUCUAAAGGAUAACUAUAGACCUACUAUGCCUGCUACUCUUGACCUAGCCAAACCUGAUAAAGGGAUCGAUGUAAAUGUAUGUAGUCAAUCUGGAAUGUCAUUUAAAGAGUAUACUCCAAAAGAUUGGCUCCACAUAUCCUCUGUUAUGGAUGGUGGAUUCACCCUCUGGGAAGCUGAAGGAGAUGAAAGGUGCCUAUUAGCUGAAUCCUAUGCUAAGAAUAAUGUAGAACUUCUUUCUCUAAAAGCCUCCGAUAAUAGUGGCACAAAGUCUAAAUACUUUGAAAAGGCUGAUGGAGUAUGGAGUGAGGUCGAUAAAGAUGAGUUUGUUGCAAAGAUAAAGACGAUGAUAGAAGGAUCCGGAAAGCUUCCAUAG